Messenger RNA from Morus notabilis, 628 nucleotides. RefSeq lists its product as uncharacterized. The transcript has a single exon. NCBI's taxonomy places the organism in Eukaryota, Viridiplantae, Streptophyta, Magnoliopsida, Rosales, Moraceae. Bases 58 to 402 code for a protein of 114 amino acids. The record is from RefSeq and is a predicted model, not a curated record.
GCAUAAGAAAAUACCGAUUAAAUCACUGUCAAAAGCGAAAAGAAAAAGGCAAAAAAAAUGUUCUUCUUCUUCGUCGGCGGUGUAGAGCAGCAAGUCCGGCAGGUCCUGAAAUACGGCGCCGGCAGGUGCAUAUCGUGCGGCUCCGAGGCCGAUCUGGUGGACUACGAGAAGGUUCUGAAGCUCUUCUUCCUUCCGGUGUGGAAGUGGCCGGGCAAAGAUCCCAUGAUGUACUGCGACAACUGCAAGCUCUUCUUCCCUCCUUCUUACUCUCUGCCGCCGCAGACGGCCGAAUCGCAGCCUCCGCCGCCGUCCUCGGUGCCUGUGUCUCUGCGUUGCCGCUUCUGUGAUCGCCUCGUGGAGCCUGAUUUCAGAUUCUGCCCCUUCUGUGGCUCUGCUCUGUAAAUUGGGUCUAGGGUUUUUCUGAGGUUUAAAAUGUUGGUUGUUUUCUUUGUGGAUAUGUAAAUCAAUUUUCUGUUUUAAUAAAGCGAUUAAUCGGAUUGAGGUUAAAUCUUUAGUGUGCGUUUUAUAUCUACUGCGAAAUCGAGAAUAGAUGGUGUAGCUAAAUAAAGUUUCCAAUUUGAAGGUGGAAUUAUCGGUUCGUUUGAGCUGCUCAAAUCUUGUUCAUUUU